Molecule: messenger RNA, 4293 nt
Organism: Bacillus rossius redtenbacheri
Lineage: Eukaryota; Metazoa; Arthropoda; Insecta; Phasmatodea; Bacillidae
Exons: 13
Coding region: 1-1608 (535 amino acids)
Source: RefSeq, a predicted model, not a curated record
AUGACAUCCAUCACUGCAGGGCACAGCGGGCGCAGAUACGCCCUGGCCCGAGAGGGGGUGGAGGGGAGGGAGGGGGCGUCGCGGCGGGGUCGAUGCGGCGUCGGGGCGCAGGCUCGGGGAGCGACGCGCGCCCAAUCAGACGGCCGCACGCCAGAGCACAGCCGGGGCCUGCGACGCGCGGACACACAGCGACUCCACGAGCAGCCGUCACAAGCCGUCACAGGUGUGCCAACCCUCGAGAUGGCGUGCAACGUGCUGAGGCUGGCGAUCACCCUGCUGCUCCUGGCGGACGUGAGGAGAAGCUUCGUGGACCCGGCGCCGCUAGAUGGCAGCAGUCAAGGAUCCGCCGCGGGGCGCGCGGGAGGCGGGGCCCUGCCGUCCUUCGACGAGGUGAAGCAGCUAGAGGAUUUGAAGAAUUCGUUCGGUAAAACCUUCUCGGUGCUGAAGUCACACUCGUCCGUGUACUCGGAGGUGAACGGGCAACGGUCUGGACAUGCCGAGACCAAGGAAGAAGUGAACCGGGACGGCUCGCUGGUGGCCAGGGUCGACCAGAAAAUGGAGCUGGCUCAAGAGCCCGGUGCCACGCCCUCCAGCAAGGUGCGCACCGAGGUGGACAUCCCUGCACGCGGCGUGCACAAGACGCUGGUCGAGGACUCGAGCCAGGGCCGGCGCGGCGCCGAUGGAUCCCAGGUCACCGAGAACGGCGAGCGGCGGUCCGCCCCAGCUGCAGACAUGCCGAACAUGUUGGAGAAGUAUGGCGCAUUCUCCGGGGUGCAGUACUCGCCGCAGGACAUGGCAGAGUACGUGUUCUGGACCGGCGACGAGAAGGGCGUGACCCUGGCCAUCGAGGAGUUCUUGCAAGAGGGGCUGAUGUCGCGCGAGGAGGCGGUCGCCUUCCUGCAGGAGAUCAAGGUCAGCCUGGAGUACCUGCAGGCGCACUACGCCAAGCAGCAGCUGCGGCAGCAGCAGCAGCAGCAGCAGCAGCAGGGCAAGGAGCGGGUCGGCGCCGUGCAGAAGGCCCUGCGGCCGGACAAGUCCGUGCGCGCGGCGGACAGCAAGCCGGACUCGGCGGACUCCACGGACCCGGCGACCAAGAAGGCCUCCGACCUGCCGGCCACUGCUGCCAACAGAGACGCGGGCGGCCGCGGACUGUCUGACGAGGACUACGAGGAGCUGCUGGAGCGACUGAGGGUCGCCGACUUCCUGUACACCGAGUACUCGCUGGAGGAGGUCAUCUACCAGCUGGCCAAGGUCAUGUUCUCGCAGUCGCUCACCAGAGGGAGUGCCGAGGCCCAGGAAGCGCUCCAGAAGUUCACGAGCUUCCUGGAGGCCGAGGCAGAGCAAGGACACAUCUCGCGCAGCCUGGAGAAGAAGGUGUUGGACGUGCUGAUAGCCUCGCUGAUGGACACGCUGACCGAGAGACCGCAGCAGUCGCCCGGCAGCCACCUGCUACACCAGCUGCUGCUGCUGAGCCCAGGCGCGGCCAGCGGGGAGGCGGCGCCCGCCGGCUCAGACAUCGCCCGCCUCGGCGACAAGAGCCACCAGUCCACGCUGGCCAAGGGGCGGGGCCCUGCCGACCACGACCAAUCCCCUGCCAAGGCCACAUAAUCUCCCCUCCCCCCUUCCAGCCCGUGCUCCGCUGCUGCAGCCGGUCACACGACAGUCACACACGCUCUAAAGCGCUACCAGUCCUGGGUCCAAGAGUCACACACGCUCUAAAGCGCGACGUGUCCUAGAUCCAAGAGUCACACACGCUCUAAAGCGCGACGUGUCCUGGGUCCAAGUGUCACACACGCUCUAAAGCGCGACGUGUCCCGUGUCCAAGAGUCACACACGCUCUAAAGCGCGACGUGUCCCGGGUCCAAGAGUCACACACGCUCUAAAGCGCGACGUGUCCCGGGUCCAGGAGUCACACACGCUCUAAAGCGUGACGUGUCCUGGGUCCAAGAGUCACACACGCUCUAAAGCGCGACGUGUCCCGGGUCCAAGAGUCACACACGCUCUAAAGCGCGACGUGUCCCGGGUCCAGGAGUCACACACGCUCUAAAGCGUGACGUGUCCUAGGUCCAAGAGUCACACACGCUCUUAAUUCCGAUAUAUCCCCACAUUGGAUUUAUUUUUACUCCUCCAUAAAUUCAUCCAUAUUUGUAAUUAAAACUCAAAGCUCUAUAUGGGUUACAGUUGAAGUUGGAUAUUGAUAUUAAAGUUACAGACGAGACAAAAAUUACCACCAGCUAGCUAAAGAAGAUGCAUAUAUAUUUUUCCCCUUGUGCCUGGGCCAGUUUUUAUAUUUUUUAAAUUAUAAAUUUAAUACAUGGAGAUCUUCUCUAAAUGGUUUUCUAUUGGAUGCCACUAAUCAGGGAACUAUGGAAAGCUCAAUUCAUCAAUUGCAAAUCAUUAAUAAAAAAAAUUUGAUUAAAUAAAAUCCUAAAUAAUAAAAUCAAUAAUUUUAAUUUAGUCAAUAGUAUCCUCUAAAAUCGUCAGUUCUGAGAAGUCAGUAAGCUUGAUUUGUACCUACCGAAGACUCGAUUUUUAUUUACAUUUUAAUGUUUUUGGGGUAUAAACUUAGCACAGUAUAGAUAUUACAAGUUAAAUUUUAUCAGUAGAUUUUGGGACUAGAAAAUAAAUUAUAUAUUAUUAUAGUACAUUACGCAUUAAUUAAGGUAUUCCAUAGCAUUAAAUAAUAAAAUCAUCAUCGAGGAGAAGAAUAAGUAUUAAUUAUAUAACAAUAUUUUACGGUUAAUAUUUAUGUAUUCACACCCAUGCUUGGCGUGGACCAUGUAUUGCUGCUUACACGCAACUUUUGUUUUGAUAGUGUAGCUGUGUGGCGAAUAUUAUUUACUCGGGAGCGAAAGUUGUAUAAGAAGCUACUUAAUGCCCAGAGAAUACAAAUCUGCUUCAUGUCAUCUCACUGACACCGCCUGAACUUUAAGCACACUUUUAAAGAGACACUGAUCACUCUCUGCAGCUCUUGUUCACUGGAUUAUAAUAUCAUAUAAAUACAUAUAUUAUAAAUUUUUAUCACCAGCCAAAAGAACCUUUACAGUUCUCCUUUUCAUCAAUGACUGUAGUGUGACUGAGCAGCAGCAGUAGUACUACACAAACAAAACCUUACCUUCAAAAACAGGAAAAAUUUAUCUGAAUUUCAUAGUGUAUCAAAUAUAUGCAUAUAUUUUUUCUGAUCUUAAGAAAAUAUCAUUAUUUUAUAUUUUCUUUUUUGCGAAUAUGCAAUGUACUAUAUACUAUGUGAGUAAUGGUGUUAUUCUGUAAUAUAGUUGAGGAAAUGUGUGCAUAAUUGUUCAUGUUAGAUAAUAGUUUGAUAUUAAGAAUGUCAAGAUGUAUAUAUAAAUAUUAUGUACAAGCAUACUUACUCUUUCAGGUGUAAUUCAAAACAUAACACUAUGUAAGGAUUAUUCUUCCAAUAAAUUUAUAAAUUUGUAAAAUCAAAACUUAAUUAAAUACGUCUCGUGAUAAGAAAGAGAAUGCAACUUAGAGGUAUGUUUUGACUUAUAUUUGUAAUAUAACUAACGGAUUUCUCGUAUUUAUAUUUAAACUUCUCACAUUCAUAUCCAGAUAUGAAUUGUUCUCAAAUUCUUUGAACUUAAAAAUCUCAACUACAUACCUGGAAAAAGUAGUAAUUAGCAACUUGGUCAAGGUGUAAUUAGGUAGGUCCCAGUAAUUGAAAAAUUAUUGUUUGUUUGAGACCUGAAAAAAAUAAAUUGUGGUAUUGUUCCACAUGUUUGUCUUAGCCUGUACUCUUAAAUACACUGCGCACUUCUUUAAUCAUACUUGGACAUGCCAUAGCGAGCAGGGGGUGACUCGCGAUGUUUUUCACACGACUGUAGGGCCCAAAGAAUGGACCAUGGAAUUAAAUCCAUGUGACUUUCUUUGUUAACACGUAAUGGACCAUGUCCCUCUUGUUUAGACUCGAGCAGAAGUAUUACUCGUCUCUCUGGAUUUCCUGUGAAUCUCGUGGCAUCCAUACUGUACGCCUACAGCUAUUCCAUAGCAGUCGUGAUUUCCUUUAAACAUAAUUUCAGCAUUAUUUUAAAAUUGUAUUCCUAUUUUACCAACUUGUGAAUUAAUAUUUGACUAAUUGCACCCCAUACUGAUUAAAUGAUUCUAACAUUGCAUUCAACACAAAAUAUUUGCAUUCUCAAAUAAAAACUUUCCCUUUUUUCAUGCAGGAGAACAAAUUGUAAUUGUAUACAUAUCUUCUUACAAAGUUUCAACUCUGAAAAUAUAUAUCAUCUAUGUCUAUUACAUUUUCAGAUGACUGAUGGGUACAAUUUU